Messenger RNA from Opisthocomus hoazin, 705 nucleotides. The record is from RefSeq and is a predicted model, not a curated record. Lineage: Eukaryota; Metazoa; Chordata; Aves; Opisthocomiformes; Opisthocomidae.
AUGGCGGCGGAACGGCCGCUGAAGGUCACAGAAUCACAGAAUGGCCGGCUGCUCGCCGGGCUGGUGCCCGACCAGUUCCAGAUGUGCCGGAGGAACCUGGAGGUCAUGCCCAGCAUCGUCCGGGCCGCCCGCCAGACCCAGAGCAUCUGCCAGAAGACCUUUGCAGACAUGAGGUGGAACUGCUCCUCCGUCCAGCGUGCCCCCAGGUUUGGCCCUGACCUGCUGAAAGGGCCCCGGGAAUCCGCCUUCGUCUACGCCCUGGCUGCUGCCGCCGUCACGCCCUCCAUCGUGGUGAGUGACUCCCUGGACACCAAGUGUAAAUGCCACGGUGUUUCAGGCUCCUGUUCGGUGAAGACCUGUUGGAAGGGACUGCCAGACCUGGAGGAAAUUGCCUCCGACCUCAAGUCCAAGUACCUGGCAGCCAUCAAGGUGACCCACCGGCUCGUAGGGCCCAGGAAGCAGCUGAUACCCAAAGAAACGGACGUCAGGCCGGUGAGAGAGACGGAUCUGGUUUAUCUCAUCAACUCUCCCGACUACUGCACGCCCAAUCUCCACCUGGGCUCGCUGGGGACGCAGGAUAGGGGCCGCGGCUACAACACCUACACGGAGGAGGUGGUGGAGCGGUGUCACUGCAAGUAUCACUGGUGCUGCUAUGUGGUGUGCAAGAAGUGUCGGCGGAAGGUGGAGAGACACGUCUGCAAAUAA